CGUUACAUAAAAUAAAAUUGAAUAAGAGGGAGCCGUUUUCUCUUUUUCUUCGUUGUGCACACAGCACAGCACAAACAUGGCGGUGGUUGGUGUUCUUGCGCUACAGGGAUCCUUCAAUGAACACAUUGCUGCUCUUAGGAGGUUAGGUGUGAAAGGUGUUGAGAUUCGGAAGCCAGAGCAGCUUCAAAGUGUGUCUUCACUUAUCAUCCCUGGCGGAGAGAGCACCACCAUGGCCAAGCUCGCUGAGUAUCACAACCUGUUUCCUGCAUUGAGGGAGUUUGUCGAAAUGGGAAAGCCUGUUUGGGGAACCUGUGCAGGGCUGAUAUUCUUGGCAAAUAAAGCAACAGGACAGAAGACUGGUGGACAAAAACUGGUUGGUGGACUUGAUUGUACUGUGCAUAGAAAUUUCUUUGGCAGCCAGAUUCAAAGCUUUGAAGCUGACCUUCCGGUGCCAGAGCUUGCAUCCAAGGAAGGUGGUCCUGAAACAUUCCGUGGAAUUUUUAUCCGUGCUCCGGCAAUUCUUGAAGCAGGGCCAGAAGUUCAAGUUCUGGCUGACUAUCCUGUCCCUUCUAACAAAUUCUUGGAUUCUGAUUCCUUCAUUGAAGACAAAAAGAAAGUGGCCCAUAAAUGCGGCAAAGUCAUAGUUGCAGUCAGACAAGGAAACAUUCUAGGGACUGCUUUCCAUCCGGAAUUGACAGCCGAUACUCGAUGGCAUAGUUAUUUCAUAAAAAUGUCAAAUGCAAAUGUUGGGGAAGAAGCCUCAAGUAGUAGCCUUGUUCCAGCAGAGGUCGACAUAACUUCUAACCAACAACCGUGCAGUGACCUUCCUAUCUUUCAAUAGCACCAAAGAAUCACCAAUACUAUAUUGACAAUUAUGGAUGUUUAUCUUCAUUUACUUUCUUUAUAAAAGUGAUAUCUAGUAAUUUUAGAUCUUAGAAUAUAGCUUAAAUAGAGUUCUUACCCCUUUGUUUCUAUUGUGACAAUUACAGUACAUACUGUAUGUGCCUUGAAAGGCAUAAAAAAUGUUUAUAUUCUUUUAAGAUUUUUUUAUCUUUUGUUU
Messenger RNA from Arachis duranensis, 1060 nucleotides. Its product is annotated as probable pyridoxal 5'-phosphate synthase subunit PDX2. Bases 77 to 841 code for a protein of 254 amino acids. The transcript has 8 exons. The record is from RefSeq and is a predicted model, not a curated record. NCBI's taxonomy places the organism in Eukaryota, Viridiplantae, Streptophyta, Magnoliopsida, Fabales, Fabaceae. Gene Ontology annotation, biological process: pyridoxine metabolic process; pyridoxal 5'-phosphate biosynthetic process. Gene Ontology annotation, cellular component: glutaminase complex; cytosol. Gene Ontology annotation, molecular function: glutaminase activity.